This is a messenger RNA of Dicrocoelium dendriticum, 637 nucleotides long. The record is from the annotation of a GenBank genome assembly. NCBI's taxonomy places the organism in Eukaryota, Metazoa, Platyhelminthes, Trematoda, Plagiorchiida, Dicrocoeliidae.
CUCCCACUGAGACUGAACCCACUGAAACCACCCCUACAACAAUCGCAACCACUGAAUCCACCACACGCACAACAACGCGUCGAACCACUGCCGGGACUAGCGCCUGGACUAGAGCCGGGUCUAGUGCCGGGACUAGCGCCGUGACUAGCGCCGGGACUGGCGCCGGGAUUAGCGCCGGGCCUAGCGCCGGGACUAGCGCCUGGACUAGCGCCGGGCCUAGCGCCUGGACUAGCGCCGGGCCUAGCGCCGGGACUAGCGCACCGGAUGAAUGUAGGAAAGCACUUUCCACAGUCAGCGAGAUCAGAAUUUACCUCGAGAUUGCCAUUAACUCGCAAACGGAAUACAAGUUCAUGAAUGAGAAAGAUAUGCAAAUAUUAUCUGUCCUCAAGGAUUUCAAUGUCAGCAAAGUGUUGACUUACAAGAUCAUCACUCUCAUAGCGCCAGGUGUUUGUGAGGAAGUGGAAAUUUGCAAUGGCCCCCUAGUCUGCAGCACGGAGUACUGCGUUGUGAAGCAACCGAAACGGGUGACAUGUCCUGCGAUUCAUCCUUCAUGCCCCUUGGUGCGUUAGGUAUUCGCACAUCAUUCACCGCCUUGCACAAUUAUGUGGUGGAAACAGAAAUGAUUAUUAUGGUCACG